GAUGAAUUAUAUCCAGAAGAUGAAGACGAAAAGAAAAAAUCCAAAAAAUCCAAGAAAAAAGCAGGAGGAAAGAAAUCAAAUCAUCAAGCAGAUGAAGAGUUAGAUGAAGAUGAGUUUUUAGAAAAUGCUCGAAAAGCACGUGAAGAAGCCGAAGCAAAACUGGCAUCUCAAGUUAUUCCAAUCUCUUCACCUACGAUUGAAAAUGAUGAAGCGGCUCCUAGUGGGGUUUUAUCAAAGAAGGAAAAAGAAAGGUUAAAGAAAGAAAAAGAAAAAGCAAAGAAGAAGGCUCAAGCUGCUGCUAAGAAAGCAACUGGUACUCCUUUAAGUCCUGUACUCGAUCAAAACAACUCUGAAUCUCCUAGUGUACCACCAACUACAGAUGCUUCAACAACUCAAGAAGCGACCGCGCCUGGGCAAGGUGGAGAAGACGACGAUGAAGGAGACGAAGAUGAGGGAGCUGGAGGCACUGCUGCCUCAAAGAAUAAGAAAAAGAAGAGUAUGUUACAAUUUCUUACAAAGUAUUUCUUACCUGAAGCUAAAGCAAAGGCUGAAGAAGAAGAAAGAUUACGAAGAGAAGAGGAAGAGAGAUUAGCAGCUGAGGAGAAACAAAAAGAAGAAGAGAAAGCCAGAAAGAAAGAAAAAGAGAAACUCAAGAAAGAAGAAUUAAGGAAAGCUGGAAAAUUAUUGACUCCAAAGCAAAAGGCUGAGAAAGCUGCAGCAGAAGCAAGAUUGAAAGCAUUAGUAGCUUCGGGUGUUCAGGUUGCUGGACUUCAACAACGGAAUGGCGAUGCUCCUACUUCAAGUACUACUUCCAAGAAACCUAUCUAUAGCAAUCGUAAAAAAGAUAAACCGGAAUCUAUACCAUCCCCAAGUCCACCUAUCGAAGAAGUCAAAGCUGAGGUGGCUAGUGAUGUUAAGGAUGACUGGGAAGCAGAAAGUGAUGGGGUCAAGGAUGAUUGGGAAGCGGAAAAUGAUUCAGAAGAAGAUGAUUCAGAUUCAGAGGAAGACUCAGAUUCAGAUGAUUCAGAUGAUGAUUCAGAUGAUGAUUCAGAUGAUGAUUCAGAUGAUUCAGAUGGAGAAAAGAAAAUGUCAACUGCAAGAAAGAUGGCAGCCCAACGUAAAGCAGAAGCAGCAGCUAGAAGGAUUAAACGACAUGAAGAGGCACUUGAAGCUAGAAAUCCUGAAGAUAUGAGAAGUCCGAUUUGUUGUAUUUUAGGACAUGUUGAUACUGGAAAGACCAAAUUACUUGAUAAGAUUCGACAAACUAAUGUACAAGAAGGUGAAGCUGGAGGGAUCACUCAACAGAUCGGUGCUACAUUCUUUCCUAUGGAAGCUAUCAAACGUAAAACAGCUGUGAUGGGAGAAUAUGAUAUUAAAGAAUAUAAAUUACCUGGUUUAUUGGUGAUCGAUACACCUGGACACGAGUCAUUUACUAAUCUGAGAAGUCGAGGUAGUUCAUUAUGUAAUAUUGCGAUUCUUGUGGUAGAUAUCAUGCACGGAUUGGAACAACAAACAAUUGAAUCACUCAAAUUGUUAAGGGAUAAGAAAACACCAUUUAUUGUAGCUUUGAAUAAGAUUGAUCGAUUAUAUGGUUGGAAAGAGAUUCGAGAAAAUUCAUUUAGAGAUUCACUUUCAAAACAAGUGAGACCAGUGCAAAAAGAAUUUGAAAAUCGAUUGAAAUCAGCCAUCGUUGCAUUUGCCGAACAAGGAUUAAAUGCGGUACCGUAUUAUGAAAACACAAAUUAUUCUAAAAACGUUUCAUUAGUACCUACUUCAGCUGUCACAGGUGAAGGUGUACCUGAUUUAUUAAUGUUAUUAAUCAAAUUAACACAAGAAAGAAUGUCAGAAAGAUUAAUGUAUUUAUCCGAAUUAGAAUGUACUGUUUUAGAAGUUAAAGUUAUCGAAGGUUUAGGUACUACUAUUGAUAUUGUACUUUCUAAUGGGAUUUUAAGAGAAGGUGAUAAGAUUGUCGUUUGUGGUCUUAAUGGACCGAUCGUCACUCAAAUCAGAGCACUUCUUACUCCUCAACCUAUGAAAGAAAUGCGAAUUAAAGGACAAUAUGUUCAUCAUAAAGAAGUUAAAGCAGCUUUAGGAAUCAAAAUCGUUGCACCUGAUUUAGAAAAAGCGAUUGCAGGUUCAAGAUUAUUACUUUUAACUGAUGAUGAUGAUGAAGAAGACUUAAAAGAAGAAGUGAUGGGAGAUUUAACGAAUUUGAUGAACAAUAUUGAUAAAUCGGGUAGAGGUGUUUGUGUACAAGCUUCUACUUUAGGUUCAUUGGAAGCUUUACUCGAAUUUUUAAGAACUAGUAAAAUUCCAGUUUCAGGUAUCAAUAUUGGACCUGUUUAUAAAAGAGAUGUGAUGCGUGCAGGAACCAUGCUUGAAAAAGCUAAAGAAUUAGCAGUUUUACUUGCAUUUGAUGUACCCAUUGAUAAAGAUGCCGAAAAACUUGCAGAAGAAACUGGAGUGAAGAUCUUUAAAGCCGAUAUCAUUUACCAUUUGUUUGAUGCUUUUACGGCUUAUAAUGCUAAUAUUCUUGAAGCCAAACGAAUCGAUUCGGCUCCUAUUGCUGUUUGGCCAUGUCGACUUAAGAUCAUUCAGGUCUUUGCUAAACGUGAUCCUAUCAUUGUGGGUUGUGAUAUUUUGGAAGGUACAUUAAAGGUUGGAACACCUUUAUGUGUAGUGAAGGUAGAUCCGGUGACUAAGAAACGAGUGACUGUUCCAUUGGGUAAAGUUACUUCACUUGAGAUCAAUCAUAAAUCAACUCAAAGUUUAAAGAAAGAACAAGCCGGAGCAGGAGUAGCUGUUAAGAUUGAACAUGCUUCAUAUCAAUCUGCCAUGACUUAUGGUAGACAAUUUGAUGAUAAAGAUGAAGUGAUCAGUCAAAUCUCAAGACAAUCUAUUGAUGUUUUAAAGAAUGUGUUUAGAUCUGAAGUUUCAAAAGAAGAAUGGGCAUUGAUUGUGAAAUUGAAAAAAGAUCUUUCAAUUGAUUAGAUUAAUUAAAAUUAUUUUGAUUCUUUUUUCUUGUUUGAUUUGUUUUUUUUUCUAUUGUUGUUCUGCUGGUGUUGGUGCUGUUGGGGUUGGAGUUGGUUUUGUUCAUGUUUAAAUUGAUUUAAAGGUUUAUUGUUUUAAAAUUUUCUUUCUUUAUAUUUGGUAUACUACAUAUAAAUACAUCAUAGGUUAUAUAGCAAAACAUUUUAUAAAUUUUCUAAAGUU
Molecule: messenger RNA, 3213 nt
Organism: Melampsora larici-populina 98AG31
Lineage: Eukaryota; Fungi; Basidiomycota; Pucciniomycetes; Pucciniales; Melampsoraceae
Exons: 12
Coding region: 499-2991 (830 amino acids)
Molecular function (GO): GTP binding; GTPase activity; translation initiation factor activity
Source: RefSeq, a predicted model, not a curated record